AUGGCGGAACCAGUUACUAUUGAAGAUUUUAUAAAUGAUACGCUUAAGGACAUCCAGUCACCUUCGGUUUCUGAAUUUAGUUCCAAAGUAUCAUCUAUUCGGCAGACUGUCUAUUCACUUGAUGAGAGUCUUGAUUCGGAUAGAGCGCUUGUGUCAAAAUCGAGAAAGUAUGUCAAAGGUGUGGUUUCGGCUGGGUUGUCUUAUGCAGAUUCAGUUUUGGCAUUAUGUGAUCAUCUCGAAAAUCUGGGCCAAUUUGCACAAUCAGAUAAUAACAAUGGAAGCGAUUUAACAGCUGGGUUUUGGAAAUUUUCUGUCAUUCACCGUGAUUUGGGAAAUAUGUUUAAGCAUUUAAUGCAAAAUCUGAACAGCAUUUUAGUUUUCCCCAUGGAUGCUUUCCUUCAAGGUGAUGUUAAAAGUGAUCUUAAAAAGCCCUUUGACAAGUCUCUGAAGGACUAUGAAUGUAAAUAUGAUAAAUUGAAGAAGGAGAAGUUGCAGACAAUGAAGGAAACCGGAAUUUACACCCCAGAGUCCUUCACGUGUGAAAUGGCCGAAAAUCUUGAAAGAGAACGACGUCGAUUACAGUUGGAAGUUUGUGAUUACUUUAUUAAAGUGAAUGACGUGAAAUCUAAGAAGGGAUCCGAUUUCCUGCAACACUUUGUUGACUUUUACCAUGCUCACUUACACUACUUUCGCGAGAGUCUUAACGUAAUGGAACACUUUGGAAAAACCCUUCCAGAUCUUGCUAGCAAUAUCAGUGGUCUUCAAAAGCAGCACGACACCGAAAAGCGUCAGCUGGUUGAUACGCGAGAAGCUGUACGCAAAAAACUGCAGGAUAAUAAGGAUGCAAUGGCUCAACCUAUGAACAGUGGAUACUCUGGGACUCAGGCUUUGCCAAUAAACUUUGCCUAUGGACGCUCAAAGACAGGUUUCUUGUUAAAGAAAUCAGACAGCAAGGUGAUCAAAAGGCUAUGGCAACGCCGUCGAGUCUGCGUGACUGAGGACAAUGAAUUUUGGCUCUACCAUGCCGAUGAUACAAAGCCUCCAGUUCGUCUAUCCCUUCUCACUUGUCAACUUAAAUUACCUCCCACUUCCAGCCAACACCCGGAUCCACAAUCCCAAUCCUCUUAUGACACAUCAGUUCCCAAUACAGACGCGUCGGAUAGUGGUCUUUCUUCUAGUAAUGUAUCUAAACGCUCAUUCUACCUUGUUUCAAAUAAUAGAACCUAUCAAUUCCAGGCAGAAGAUGAUAAGGAUUUUGAAGAAUGGACCAAUGUGUUGUCUAAUGCACUGCAAGCUGCUUUUAAUGAAGCUAUGCUCAGUUCUGAUUGUCAAGCAUCACUCUCAGAUCAUGACAUUAUGACCACUUCUAUGCAUCGACAUUCUCGUCGCAAUGUUAUCGGCAAUGAUGGCGACCUUCUCGAAUCAUCGCCUUCCUCUACUCUCGGUUCAGAUGAUGGAAUUUUGAACCUUAAUAAUAAUGGUCUCUCUGGUGCUGCCCUCCAUCAAAGUAUUCAGAGCGUCAUGCGAUCAAAAGUGCCUGGCAAUCUAGUUUGCGCCGAUUGCAGUCGACCAUGUCCGGAGUGGGUCAGCAUAAAUCUCGGUGUGUUAAUCUGUUUGGAAUGCUGUGGAACCCAUCGAGAGCUUGGUGUUCAGUGCUCUCGUACCCAGUCUCUUGUUAUGGAUGAUCUCAACACUUCCCAAUUAAUGCUCCCCCGAUUUAUUGGAAAUAAAAUGUUCAAUGAAGUCUACGAAUCAGGCUUGCCAGAUGGUGUGAAACCGGUCCCAGAUUCAGAUAGCACAAGUCGGCGGGUUUAUAUCCAUUCCAAGUAUCUUGAUCGUAAGUUCGUCAUAAAGCGAUGUCAGGAAGGUGAAAGCGGGGUUGAAAUCUUGAAUGCCAUCGUCAAUGGUGAUUUGCGCCUCUUGAUUCAUGCUCAUGGCGAAGGUCUAGAUCUCAGUUCUUCAGUUGAUGUUGCCGCCGAUUGUGACACUAUUUCAGAUGUCAAGGUAGCAGCUGGUGAUACUCCGCUACAUGUUUCAAUAUCUGCGGUAGCUGCUGCAGUUCAACAUCACAAACCUUCGAGUGUUCGUCUUGCUAUUGUCCAAUUUAUUCUUCAGAAUGUGCCUUCCGCUGUCAAUCUCCUGCUUCGUGCUAACAAGGAUGGUGAAACAGCUCUCCAUUAUGCUGCAAAGUACGCACUUCCAGAUGCUCUUCGAUUACUUCUGGGCGUUGUUGGGGGUGUAGGCGUCGGUGCAUUGGGAGCCGUUGUGGGUGAGGUCCAUCCAAACAUGAUUUUAACCUCCGAGAGCGCCUCGAAACAGUCCCCGCUCUCCUUGAUUGAAUCACGUUUGUCUUCUCCUGGCACCACUGAAUUGGAAACUAUACGCCUCCGGCGAUGUGAACGCUUACUUCACCUUGCUUCUGAUGCUUUCGGAGAUUCCCCGGUGGAUAGUAUUGAUUUCCCUACUGCUCAGGAUCAGGAGACAGCAGCGAGAAAGCGUUUACUCGAGGAGAUUGAUGAUCUUGAUAGUGUUCGGUGGGAUGAACAGUCGAUUGGCUUGGAGGAUGCUGACGAGGAUGAAUUGAGUAGGACCUUUAGAGAGUCACUGGCUGGAGCUCUAAAGUCAAAGUCUCCCACUGUCUCUCCCAGUGGUGAUGACUGGCGAGGGUCAGGUGCUAACAACAAUGGCUCGGGCAGUAGUUGUCGUCGUCACAGUCAUAAUCGCCUCAUUAGCACUCCUAAAUCUUCCGCAGCAUCUGCUCUUGCAACCCUUCCAAGAAAGAAAGGCCCUGCGCCUAAACCUCCUUCAACUGAGCAUAGUGGUUCAUCAGGAGCUUGGUACUCUGGUACGACACUCGACUCUCGCUAUUCCCGCACAUUGGCAAGCAAUUUCCGCUCUACGCCAGAGCAGCCCUCACAAUCACCACCUCCUCCCUCAGACCACAUCGAAGUCCUUUUGGACGUUUUGGAAGAACAUCCUGACACGACCAAAACCUCCCCUGGGCACCUUGAUGGCUAUCAAAUAGCGCACUCGCCUCCUGUUGCCAAGGCGAGGGUCCGAGUGCCAACACCAAAGAAGACUCGGCCUCAGCGAGCCCUGGCUAUAUAUGACUGCGAAGCCGAAAACCCCGACGAAUUGACUUUUAAGAGGUCGGAAAUAAUCGUUGUGGUAAAGGAUAUCGAAGUUAAUUGGUGGCUGGGCUACAUUGAGGGCCAACCACAUAGGAGAGGACUCUUCCCAUUGACACAUGUCAAACUCCUUCCUCAAUGA
This is a messenger RNA of Rodentolepis nana, 3270 nucleotides long. The record is from the annotation of a GenBank genome assembly. Lineage: Eukaryota; Metazoa; Platyhelminthes; Cestoda; Cyclophyllidea; Hymenolepididae.